Lobosporangium transversale is the source of this 1329-nucleotide messenger RNA. RefSeq lists its product as hypothetical. NCBI's taxonomy places the organism in Eukaryota, Fungi, Mortierellomycota, Mortierellomycetes, Mortierellales, Mortierellaceae. Gene Ontology annotation, molecular function: RNA binding. Gene Ontology annotation, cellular component: nucleoplasm; cytoplasm; ASAP complex. The coding region runs from base 1 to 1329 and encodes 442 amino acids. Gene Ontology annotation, biological process: mRNA splicing, via spliceosome. The transcript has 3 exons. The record is from RefSeq and is a predicted model, not a curated record.
AUGCCUACAACUGCACCUGCAUCUACUGAUGAAAAACUCGAAAAUGAUGGACAAAAGGCAAAGCUGAAGCGAUCUUCUCUAGCAGCAGUCCAAAAUGACCUGCAAGUUUCUCAGUCUUCGGGAGACAUAAAGCAUGAUGACUCUGCAAAACAAUCAACCACACACAUACAACAAGAUAACCCAGCGACAACAGGACUUGAAACUGACAAGAAAGAACACAAGCCUCGUACUGCAACUCCCCCUACCCCUGUUCCCUCUCCCAAAACUGAUUCUAACAAUCGACGGAACUCUGGAUCCGCUUCGCCUAUCAAAUUGUUAGUAAGAGACAUGACCCACAAUGUACGAAGCCGUGCUGGAAGUGUUGAUGAGAAUGAAGAAAUGGUUGUGGAUAUGUUUGGUCGAUCUGUUCCUCGCUCAAGGCAUCAUUCAUCGGAUGAAGGCUCAGAUUCCGAAAACGAGAGCGCAUCUAGAUCUAGAUCUAGAUCUCGUUCACGAUCUCGCUCACGCUCGCCAGACCAUCGUCGCUAUUACCGAAGAUCUCGAUCACGCUCCACCAGUCCAUACUAUCCAUUUGCAAAAGAUAAUGAUCGACGUAGAAGAGGUGCAAGCCGUGGACGGCGUGGUGACAGAGAUGGGCGUGAUCGAUAUUCAGGUGAUGAGGUCUCUGUCAAUCAUCCAGAGGAAACAGACCCUUAUCUAGCCGCUAGUCGGUAUCUGGAUACGGCGUUUUAUCCAACCAAAAUUUAUGUGGGCAACCUUCCAAGCUCCAUCUCAUUAACAAGUCUUCGGACAUUGUUCUCUCCAUUCGGUGACAUUGAGGACAUGAACUUGGUCGAAGGAAAAGAUUUCGGAUUUGUCACUUAUGUGGAACCAGCUGGAGCUCAGCAAGCCCUGGCUAAAAUGAAUGGUGCAGUGGUUGAUGGAACCUACAUUCGGGUGAAUAGGGCAAAAAUUCCAGAAAGGAACCGCCGUGGUUUUGCAGGAGUUGCCUGGAUGGAUGAAGAUGGCGAGCUCGCAAGAAUAGAGGAAGAGCAGCAUCAACAAGCAGCAGCCAUAGCUGGAGUCUUCUCUAAUGUUAUUUCUAAUCAAGGGCAUUCAAAGACUUUUGAAAACCUUUCAAAGGACAGAGGUUUGAAAUCUUCAAAGAGAGAUCCUUCACCUAUGGCGGCUCGUCAGGCACAUCAACUUCCUGCACGGCCCCGCUCGCCAAAGUUGCCUCCAAAACCCACAGGAGCUGCCCUUUUUCCUCCAGCGGGUGCGGAUCCACGGGCUGUUAUGGCUGCCAGUCGAGGGGUUGGACGACAAAUUUUAAGAUAUGAUGACCUUUAA